Molecule: messenger RNA, 957 nt
Organism: Miscanthus lutarioriparius
Lineage: Eukaryota; Viridiplantae; Streptophyta; Magnoliopsida; Poales; Poaceae
Source: the annotation of a GenBank genome assembly
AUGGCGAGGCCGAGGCGUGACGAAAAGCCACAAGCAGCUCAGGCUUGCAGUGCUGCUCCAGCGUCCAGGCUCUAUAAAAAGUCGUGGUCGUCCCCGACACGGGGGGAAGUCGCAAACGGUAUGCGAGAAAUGAUGUUCUGUGGCGCGGGCAGCUUCAAGGACGUCGACAAGGAGGAGGGCGCGGCCGGCGCCGGCGCCGGCGGAGGGAAGCCGUCCGCCAAGGCGAAGACGAAGGCGGGCGGCAAGGCGAAGCAGGGGAAGAACAACAACCCCUACGCGUCGCGGGGGCUGGACAAGUUCUCCGUCGUGCUGUCCGAGCUGAAGUCCAAGCGGGAGAAGAUCCUGCGGCGCGUCGGCUCGGACGUCGACGCCGACCAUCUCAUGGUCCGGUUCGUGCAGUCGGAGAAAAAAGGGUGGGUGCCCAUCGUCGUCAAGCUCCCGCACGAGGAGGAGCAGCAGGCUGCCGACGGCGCCAAGAAGAAGCAGAGCAAGCAGGCCAGCAAGCCGGCCUCGCAGUCGUCGACGCCGCCCACGGAGCCUUCCAGCCCCAAGGAAGACCCCGUGGCGGUGCAGGCGAAGGCAACCGUGCCGCCGGCGAAGAAGAGUAAGGCCGGCGGCGUGCGGUGGUCCUGGGCCUGGGGAAGGAAGAUGAUGAGGCCGUGCCAUUACUGGCCGCUGGCCAUGACGCUGCUGCUGCUGUGCCUCGUGGUGUUCGGGAGGGUGUUCGCCAUCUGCUGCACCUCCAUUUGGUGGUACCUCUUGCCCAUCUUGAGCGGGGAGGAAGCCCUGAGCGCGGGGAGAUCACCGGCGACGAAGCCCCGCAAGGAUGUGGGCUUCAAGGCCGGCGACAAACUAGCGGUGGCGCCGCCUAAUUCGCAUGGCAAGAGGAGCAGCAGCGCUGGCGCCGCUCAUGAGAUGAUUUCACCGAGAAGCCAUGCACAUCGAAAGAAGGGGUAA